UUUCAAAUGUCACUGUGGAUAGUCUUAUUGGGCAUAGUAGAGUAAACUUUAACGGUUGUCUUGUGUGAUCUUUACUCGGACCAAAGUGUAUAUGUGUGUGACUCAUAGGUUUGGGAUUUAGAAAUCGCAGUUGGGAAUGAGUUGAUACCUUUUUGAUACGUGUUAUGAUAUAAGGUUAAUCAUCUGUCAAAACAAAGCACCAACAAGAAAUGUGUAAUGGUAGGAAUAAAAAUAUUUGUUUCCAACAAAAAUGUUUGCCAAUUUCUAUAAAUAUCGCGACAAACUUAGCCUAGUGUCGUAUUAGAUUUUUAAUUAGGUUAGGGCUGUCUGUUUUGGAUAUUUUUGUCAAAGCAGAAUAGCUUAAUCUGCAGACAGCGCCAAGAAAGAGUUUUACGUGACCUGCAGAAGGAAUCAGUCUAAACAUUUAAAAGAAUAUGGUCAUCAUGGAAAACUACAUACCACCUCAAGACAGACUCGAUGAGCUGUGGUUGGAACUAGAACGGUGCCAUUUGAGUUAUUUGGAGCUUGAAGAGAGCCCCGAAAAAAUAGAGCAAAGAAACAAACUUGAAGAAAUUAUCUAUGAAUUCCUAUGCAUUGCUCCACACCGUCACAAAUUUUGUUAUGCUGAAACAGAAGAAGUCUUACAGAUGUCUGCAAGCCGAAAGAAAGACUUUAGUGCUUAUAAAGCUUCUACAGGGUUUGCAGCAAUCCAGUUGUAUGCUGGGAACUUGUUGUCACAGCCAUGGAGGAAAGAAUAUCGAACAAUAAAGACUUACUGUGGCUUUUAUAAACAUCAAGUAGAAGCAAAUCUUGUAGGAGCUGAGCUGUUGUUUGAAGCAAUGGGAUACAAACGUGAGAGAGAUGGAAUUCUAGUACUUCAUGGUCCUAUUUGCCCAGAUAGAGUUUCAUCUGUGUCUAGGGACUGUUUAAUAGCAUAUGUGGAAUGCCAGGUGGGAAAACAUUUAAUAUUAAAAAUAAUUUGGGAAGAGCUGUCAUCAGCCUGUAUGAACACAACAUGGCUGGAAGUUCUAGAGUUUCGUCGCGGACAUAUUUGCAGUCCUGAGCAAGUUGUGAAGAGUUUCAAAUAUAAACAGCACCAACCCGAACAGUAUCACGAACAUAGCAGACAUUAUUCCCAGGGCUCAAAUAUGGUAAGGCAUACAUUACCAGCUAUGCCUUCCGCAAUGUCACCAGUAUUGCCCGUGAAUCAUUCAUUCCCACCUCUGGGAAAUAAUCAUAGUGUUGGACUACCAGAUGCAAUGUAUUCUAAUGGAUGUUGUACAAACAGGUGCCCAUCAUGUACCCCGUUCACCUGCGUCUCAGCUGCCGCGGUACCUCCAACAUCGGCAUACGCCCUAUACCAACCAGUGCUGCGGCCCCCGUUCGCACCCGCCCCCGCUUACUACUUCAACGGCUACAUGGCCACCCCCGUCGCUGCCCCGCCACCCCCGAUGACUGCCCCACAGUACGUGCCCACUGCGCAAUUGGUCGAAGUGGGCGGUGGGAUGCAGAACGGUGCCUACGAUGUGGUGGAUGGGCCACAGAGUUGUUGUAAGAUUCAAGGUGGGAAGGUUGCGGCGGAGGCGGUGGGUAAUUCGUCAGUGCUUAGAGGUAAGAACAAUAACGAAUUGCGAAUGGGCGACAGAGAAACAGAGAAAAUCGGUUCACAUUUCGAAGAUUGGGCAUAUGUAUAUAGAAAUCUUGAAAGCCAAGGCUAUACUAAAGACUUGGGCGAAAGAGGAGACAUACUAACUACUAGCCUACCGAAAAUUCCGAAAGACUGUAGAAAAACAAAAUCAACAAACUCAGACGAGGUCCUAAAUAAUCUGACGAUCAGUGAUAGGCCUUUAAUAAUGAGCGAGGCUCUCAGAAGGUCAGAGAUAGAGAAGACCAAGCCUAUCGAAGUGAAGAAAGUAGACAGACAGACUUCGCCCGAUAGUAGUUACGACAACGUACCUGCGACCGAAUCCAAGAAACAUAUAAACAAACUAAACAGUACUUUCAAUAACCAACUGAUUGAAGGUACUAUACAGACACCCCAGCCUCAGGUUAAUACAGCAAACUAUGCAAAGACAAAAUCCUUGCCUAGAGAGAAAACAUCAAACCACUUAGAGAAGGCCAAUCACAAUAGUUUCGAUCUGAAGAAGGUUAUUGACUUUGCCUCGCAGAAGAAGACGGAUCCGAAUCCUGUGGAAUCUCCUUCGAGUGCUGGAAAGUGGCAAUGUAAGGCAUGUACGUUUCUGAAUAAUCCUCAGUUGCCUAUUUGUGAAAUGUGCAGCAAGAGCAGGGAUUCGGCAUUGGAGCAGCCAAUGGAGAUAGGAGGGUCAGAAUGUUCAAAAUGCACCUUGGUCAACUCCAAGUUUGCUAAGGUUUGUGAGGCGUGCGGGGCUAGUUUAGCGAAUUCGCCUACUUAUAUCUAAGUUGAGGAUCAUUUGUUUUUACAGUUCCAGCAUAAAGUCGACUUCAAACCCACUAUUUAUUAUUUCAUUGAACACGUUACUUGAAAUUUCGUUUUCAAAAAUAUUUUUUUUUUUAAUUUGCACGCAAGAUCACAAUUCUAAGCUAUUUGUUGUUGUCAAUUCUUAGUAUAAAAUACUAAAACCCAUCCUGUCAUCCCGGGCUACUCUGCCCAAUUACUGAAACAUCAUACAUAAUGUUUGACUGGUCGCUAAAUGAAACUACAUAUCAUCAGCUUAACUUGCAAAAUGGCUAACUUCCAUUUGCCAACCUUUAUCAUGAAACAAAAAAAAAAACGAUUUAAAUAUAUUAUUACUACUUGUUGCUAUUAACUGUGAUUUUAUGACGAAGUUCUCGAUGAAAGUGAUUGGAUUUAUUACUUUUGGGCAGGUAUUCCAUAUGAUAUUACCUGUUUUUCCAAAAAAAUUGAGUGUCUUUUUUCUCUCGUAAGAAUUAUGGAGUUGCGCAGUUUGUCUAAGGAAUUAGAAAUGGGAGUAACUUAGUAUAGUUGUUGAAAAAUACUUUGUUUAUUGGUAAAGGAUGUUGAAAUAAAUCAAACUAUUAUUAUUAUGUCAACUUUUCUUCUAUGCAUGAGGAAGCUUGUCAUACAAAUCAUGGUAAUUAUGUUCCAUACUUUGCUUAAGUUGCUGUAGGUGCUCAUAUUUUUCUGCCUUCAUCUCAAGUCUAGUUUUGUGUAGCUGGGGUAGUUCACUGCAAUUGAGUGCCUCAGAAUGAUAAUUCGGUAAAAACCAAAAAGGUAAUUUUACAGGAGAUGAAAAUAACAUGUUUAAUAAAACUAGUUGUACUUUUACCUGCAAAUUAUUAUUUAAAUGCUUAUUGAAAGUGUUUUGAAACGUUUUUUGAGCUCAUAUUUUUGUUUAAUAUUACUUAUAUUAGAAAAAAAUAAUAAAUAAAAGACGGAUAUACCUAGUUGUCAUUCUGUAUUUACAAAAUAUCAAAUUAGAUUAACAAUAACUUUUUUUAUUCAUCACUACUCUCGGAUCAGUCGGUUUCACUUUCCUCCUGCUGUUGCUCUGAUGUUUCCAGUUAUAAAAUCCAUGAUAUAUUGCAGGAAUGGAAUCUUGAAGUUCCUUUAAGUUUUGAAGUUUUUUUGGGUUAACCUGAAGGGUUGUAGUGUAGAGUUGAGCUACAUUCAAUUCCUUUAAAGCAAGUAAAUCUGCGUUAGAUUUAAAUGCAAUGAAAGUUUUCUUCUUUCUUUCAAUAUUGUGGCAUACAGAAACGGUGAUUUUUUUAUCCUCAUAUUUAAAACUUUUGUAUUUUGAGACGGUAAAGUUUUUUAUGCUUUUUUUAAAAAAGAUUGGAAAUAUGAACGAAAGUCCCCUAUCAUCCUUAGCAGUACAUUGACAACAGUAAAAGCUUUAGAGGUUCUUGCAACUUUGGAAUACCAUUCUUCCGGCAAGUAAAGGUAUGUGACUUUGCGUUUUUCCUUUUCAAUGAGAGCAAAUUUGCGAUCGCAUGGUAGAAACGAAUGACCUCUUUCAGGAAAUCGAUGGUAGAUCAUUUUAAAUCUUCCAAUGGCGACCAACGAAGAUAACAUCUGAACAACAACCAUGUUUUUAUUUUACCCAACACAGUUAUCAGUGAAUAAGUACAAGGUCUCAACUGAAGGAUCAACAGCAUUGUCUACAUAAUGUUUCAAAAAAGAUACUGUCUCAUUUGCACCUUUUUUUCCUUCGACUUCAUUAUACAUGUACAUAUAAGAAUGGCCCGUUUUUGCCGAGUAAAAACACUGGUUAUAAACCCAAAGCUGCCUUUUAUAAAAAAUGUCACCUAUUGGAAGUACAGGUACUGGCAAAUUUUGUUGAUAGUCAAAGCUAAUAACAUCCAUUUUUUCGUCCGUUUUAGCUUGUUCACUGAACCGCUUAAGGUGGUCGUAAAAUUUCUGCGCUUUGGCUUGAUGUAGAGAGUGUUUUUGAUUCAACCGAGAUUUUUCUUCUGGAUUUUCCGCCGCAUCUAUUUGAUUCUUGAAUCGGUCACAUGCAUUGCAGACGUCCGUUUUAGGUUUUCCAAAUGAAAGAUUAAAUUUGGUGUUAAAUAUGUGUAGAUAAAAAUCAUAGUUGAUUUUAAAUUUUGUUUUGUUAUCAGCCUUUCACUGUUGAUAUUUCUCCGGUUCGUACUUUUCCACGUACAGCUGAUGCAUUUUCAUCACACUUAAGUCGGGCGAAAGAAACUUUCUUUGACUGCUAUUUCUGGUGUAGUGCGAGAUGCGAAUAGGAAAUGAAUUUAUAUGUGAUUCAAUUUGUCGGAUUAGAGCUUCUGGUUUUUUAAGUACCCUGGAUCGUUCCCCCCUUUUGUCGGUCGGAGGAGCCGAGUUACUUUUUUUAGCUUGCCCAAUUUGAUCAAUCCUACCAAACUUUAUACCAUAAAGCCCCGCUAAAGCUUUUUUGCAAACCAUUAGUUCUCGUCCAGCUGCCAAUAUGAUCUACAAUACAAAAUAUUGUUAAAUACCUACUAUCAGUCAAUAAGUAUUUGCAUAACAACUAACCUUAUAAUGAAAGGAUGAGUUUCGUUUUGAUGUUUGAAUUAACUCAGCAUCAGUUAAAAUAUCUUCAAUCGGAUGGCCCUUUCCAUAAAGUCGCUUUUUCAUAUCUGGUCGCCUUCUAAAUAAAUAAAAGAAAAUUAAAAAAUUACCUAUUUGUUUCUUUUGUUACUUAUAUUCACGUACCUUGCAACAGGCCUCACUGUUAUUAAUCCAAAAAGAUAGGAAUCUUGCACAUUUUUAUCAGCCAAGUUGUUAAAUUUAUCAAGAAUGUUUGCUUUUUCUUCGACUGAGAUUUUACUUGUACAUCUAUUUUUGCAGUCACAUUCAUAACCCCGCCUUGCAGGCAUAUUUUUUCCGGAUUUAGAUGUGUACGCUAGUCCUUUAUUGAGGUUAGAUUUCCUUUGAACACUUUUCCAGAGAUGUUUAUUCUUUUUUCUUUUUCUUGUUUUAUUCUCCUCAACUUCAUUAUUACUAUUAGCACUAUCACUAUAAUCUGGGUCUAAAUCAUCCCUAAUUACCUCGGUAUCACUGUCACUAGACAUCAUGAAAAUGCUAGCAAAUAAUAGUCAACUAGUGAAAAACAACAACGCAGUAACAAACACUCUAGAGACUUCACUUAGAAUGAAAACUGGGUAAAAACCGAGUUUUCAUUCUCAAUGACAAAAAUGGAUAUAUAUUUGCGCCAUCUACUGGUAAAACUACUAAGCGGAUAUGUUCAAUUCUCACUCUAAUACGUGUAUUAGGUCUACAUGAUUCGAAUCGCGCAAAAACCAGAUUUUCGUAAAAAGUGGUUUUUACCGACUUAUCAUUCUGGGGUAUUCAAUUAACUGGCACAAUGUCAUUUGCGUCAAGGCGUAUAGGCAGAGCUUGGCAACCUCCAGUGUGGCGAAGUUUGAAGGAGAUACCAUCUUUUGAGUACUUUAUUGCUUUUAAAUUAUUCACUGUAGGAGUGCCUGAAAUCUUUCCAGGUCUUAUAGUUUUGACAAACUUUAUUUUAUCGUAUUGCUUGGCAAAGCUAUGCAUUAGGUAUUCCACGUGACAUGGUGUUUUCUGGCAAGCAGUUUUUACAGAUAUAUGCAUAGUCUGCAAGAAUGUUAAUUUUUCUAUUCCGGAUUUUGCUUUCUAUUACUGUCAACUUAGAUUUGAGUGUGGGCUUUUUGUAAAUACUUUUGUACCACAGUUGCUCCAGUUUGAAGAGAAAAAUUUAAUAAGCUGUUGGAUAAAGUCGUAUUUCUGUUUUGAUAAUUGCAGCCGUCACUUCAUAGUAAUUUCAAUGUCACUUGAGUCCCUGCAGGAUGAAACAAGUGUCUCAAUAUGACCCUUUAAGAAAUGAAUAAUAAUGUUGGUAAACUCAUUACUACUUGCUAGUCCUCCAUCAGACUCAUUCCAUAGAUAACACAGUACCCUUUUUGUUCUUUAAUAUCGUAAAUUGUAAAGUUGUGGACAGUUAAGUUUGUUUUAUAAUACAGAAAAGAGACGUUUGAUUUCGGUGAGAGUAAAACUGAUUGGCGGUCCAUGGUAAACACGACACUGUCCGAUUCUUUGACUUUCUGUUUUUUCAUCUCUCGCCUUAUUUUUGAGUUUAAUAUGGUCAUUGUAUACGUUUUUCGCCAAAUUUCUCGUUUCAAAUGCCACACACGUAUCUCAGAGGUCCUUUUUUGGUCUAUACAAUGAAAGUAGAGCUUUUUCGUAUUCUUUGUGGAUGGUCACUAUAGAUACUGGUUUGAUGACACUAUCUUUGCAGAAGUCGCUUCUGUAGAAUUUAUAUAACUGGCUCUUGGUUGUCCAAAUUGGCUCCAAAUACAAUUUAGAAGUAGUAGCUCUACAACGAUGCGACUCCAUCUUUGGUAGUGAGUCGAAAAAGCCAUGAAGAUGUUCUAAAGUUUUACUUGGUCCUGGUUUUUGUUGGCCUGUACCCACAGUUUCUUCCAAUCCUCCUUUAGCGCAACUCUUCAUUACCCAUUCUUUGGUACCGAGCGUAUUUAGGAACAUAGUUUUCAUCCCAUGUAUAUUGCCAAAACUCUUGGAAGAUUUUUUCCUUGCAUCUUCACUUAGGGUUCGACAUUGUAAGACUGAUUUACUAUUUUGACUUGUACUUACAUCUUUCUUUCAAAGACCUUGAUUGUUUCAGCAAAUUGUAUCGCCAUUUCCCAUUUUCCUUUUUUCCUGUAUAUGGUCUACCUUUCUCUCUGUCUUUUAAGGAGCGUUCUUAUUUGAGGUGUCGCUUAUUUGACUAUUUUGUGAGGUUAAAAAAUGUCCUGAGCAUUCAUCCUGUUGAUAAUUGUCUUUUGGAGAUAUGUUUAUUUUUCCAUUGAGCAAACUUAUCUCUUGGUAUUCAACUUGACCGUUCUUUUCUUGAGAAACCUUCAAACAAGAGCUUCCGUCAAGAAUUCCAUUGCACUCCUCGAUUUCUAUUCCUAAGUCAUUUGUAGAAUCGGAUAUUGAAUAUUCCUAAGUAGAGAUAGAUACACACUAAAACAGAAAUGAGCUUCUAGACUUAUCAUACCAUCAGUGCUGCUAUUCAAUGGGUUCACAGGAAAUACAUGCUCAUUGGUAACCUUAACCUUGCCAGAAUUGGUUUGGGAUUCACUAGACGGUGUCUCAUUGAAGACACUACUGAUAUUUUCAUCUGUUAUUACUGAAAAUUAGUGACGUGAAUGUAAAAAAGGUUAAGGUAUAAGCUACUAGGCAGUUGCUGAAACAAACGUUUCCCCAACUGUCCCAUCAAAUGUCUGUGAAACAAUUUUCAAAAUAAGCGAAGAGUUUUAAAUAAGUAUAGUUUUGUGAUAGACUUGAAUACAAAGUUGAAUUAUGAAUUUAUUCUGCUCAAAACAACUUAAUUUUCUGACAGACAAUGAAGAAUAGAAGACAAACUUCAUGUUCGCUACGUCAGUAAUAUAGAAAAUAACAUGAAUGACUGAAGGCAAAACUUUGUAUUAUGUUUUGACAUAUACCGUGUAUGAAUUUAGCUGGGUAAAUCUGAAUUUGAGGAGUGCCGCUUUGGUUAGUUAUUCCAAUCUAGUUACCUUCAUUUUCCAGAAACACUAGUUCUGCAUUUUCAAGUGCUUCAGCCAUAUUGAAUUUAUUUUCAUCGCUCUUAUUAGACCUCGAUAGUUGCGUUGAUGUUAAAUCUUCAACUAUGUCUACUCUAAUAUUGCUAAUAAUAUCCGUACUUUUCAAGGCUUCAAAUAUUUUAUCUAUACGCCGUGACAUCUUCUGUUAAGAGAAUUGCAGAUUCGAUCAGUAAUGAUGGCUUCAACUUUUUGCUAUCAACUGUAUAAACUCGUAAUAAUAAGUCGAAAAUGUGUAUACUAGACGCUUCUUCAAUCGUGCAUACAUCGAUAAGCUGUAAUAAAAUGUGAUAGUUUCCAUGGAAGAACCCGAGUCUAACAAAAUGCGUAUGCCCUACACAAAUCUUGUCUCAGACAAAAAUAUAGCGCAAGAAAACUGCGUAACAUUUGUACCUUUGAAAACUUGUUUUGUAAUAAUAUACCGAUAUAAACUGUUCAAUUAAAAUAUUACGUUUAUCACAUAAGCUAACUACUUACCUAGUUUAACCACUUUUAUUCAAUAAACAUUAAAAUAACCGAAAACCGUUUGAUCAACCGACAGAGCACGUGUUACCCUUAUAACCACAAUGGACCUAAUGAUCAGCGUUUUGCUUGGCGAAUCAGUCGGAAACAGACUUGGGCGAUUUUUUGUGAAUCGAAUAUCCAUAGAACGGAUGAAACAGUGGAGAUAAGAAGAUUCCUUCAAAUGCUCCUUAUUUAUUUACGUCGAACGGUAUCAAUAUCGCAUUUCCGCCAAAAUUGACUCAAAAAUUCUGGUAAAUCCCAUAGUUUUUACAAAAAUCCACCAAAAAUAAUUAUUUGGAGUUUAAUAUCUACCACGUCAUUUCAGGGCCGAGCCGCAUAAUACGAUAUGAAAUUUGUUAUCAAAUUGUGAUGCAACUGGUACUUUGACAAACGUAAGAGAGGUUAUGGUAACCGCCAGCGGAGGGUAUCUUACCUACUAUUUUCCUCGCCGGAACUAACUCGGUAUACCGACACUUCUCAUAUGUGAAUAUUUGUAGGUUAAGCCUGUCAACAAAUCGUUCAUUUUGCCAGGUUGACAGUUGCAUG
Molecule: messenger RNA, 9081 nt
Organism: Acanthoscelides obtectus
Lineage: Eukaryota; Metazoa; Arthropoda; Insecta; Coleoptera; Chrysomelidae
Source: the annotation of a GenBank genome assembly